AGACGAGAAACUACGGUCGGGAUGGCUAUAUGGUUUUAAUGAAGAAGAGAAAUGGACGCACAGUCAGUUAUCGUCGGAAGUUCACUUCCAGACUACCUUGGAGGGUCUCUCAAAAGGAAAAUGGGGCGUUUCAGACUUUUCUCUUCCCAAAGAGACCCAACAAAUCGGCCAUUAGCGCGCAAGAUAAUUUACCAGUGGAAGCAGGAUCAAAGUUUUUCUUGCAAAGAAGUAGAUUGUGCAUCAUUAGUACAAAAUUUACAUAGCAAAAGAACGCCUCAUCUAGCUCAAGAAAUUCUACUGGAGAUGAAAUCCCAAGGCUAUGUACUCAACAACCCUACCCUUUCAGCUAUUCUGCUUUGUUAUGCUGACAAUGGACUUCUCCCUCAAGCUCAGGCUAUAUGGAAGCACAUGCUGAAUGGUUCUUUUACGCCUAGUAUACAAAUAGUUUCUAGGUUGAUUGAUGCUUAUAGUAAGAAGGGACAUUUUAAUGAAGUUAUGAAUAUCCUGGACCAGUUAAGUUAUAGUAAUUUCAGCUUGUUACAUGAGGCUUACUCUCUUGCUAUCUCGUGCUUUGGAAAGGGAGGACAGCUUCAGCUGAUGGAAAACGCGUUGAAGGAUAUGGUAUUGAGGGGCUUCCCAGUAGACUAUGCCACCGGGAAUGCUUUUAUCAGAUAUUACAGUAUUCAUGGUUCUUUGACUGACAUGGAAUCUGCUUAUAGUCGCCUUAAAAGGUCUAGACAUCUCGUAGACAGAGAAGGAAUCAGAGCAGUAUCACUUGCAUAUGUAAAGGAGAGAAAAUUUUACAGGCUAGGGGAGUUCUUGAGGGAUGUGGGGCUUGGUAGGAAAGAUGUGGGAAAUCUUAUAUGGAACUUUCUGUUGCUAUCUUUUGCUGCCAAUUUCAAAAUGAAAAGUUUGCAAAGGGAAUUUCUGAGAAUGUUGGAAGCUGGUUUCCACCCUGAUGUCACUACAUUUAAUAUACGAGCUCUGGCUUUUUCAAGAAUGUCUUUGUUAUGGGAUCUCCAUCUUACCCUUGAGCAUAUGAAACAUGAAAAGGUAUCUCCUGAUAUUGUGACUUAUGGUUGUAUUGUUGAUGCAUACUUGGAUAGACGACUAGGUAAAAACUUGGAUUUUGCCAUCAAAAAAAUGAAUUUGGAUGGUUCUCCAGUUCUAUUAACAGACCCUUUUGUGUUUGAGGUUUUGGGUAAAGGGGAUUUCCAUUCCAGUGCAGAGGCAUUUUUAGAGUUUAAGAGGCAGAGGAAAUGGACAUACAGGGAACUAGUUUCGAUAUACCUCAGAAAACAGUAUCGAAGUAACCAGAUCUUUUGGAACUACUGACCUGUGAUGUCAUGUCAGAAUAAUGAAAUUCCCCGACCUGUCAUCAAACUGAAAGGUGCUGGGGCUUGAUUCCCUAGAAUGCUGCUGUUCGAAUCAUAGUUUUCUGUGUGAGAAUAUCGCCCAAGAUGUGCAUGGUGAUGUGAUGCUGUCACUCAAGCUUGAUCCAAUUCAAGAAUGAUUUUUAUAAUUUUUAGAUGCCACGAUGGAUUUUCAGCUGUGAGGCUGAAAAUAAAAAUAUAGAGGUUGAGAUGGAGAAGCUGUAAAUGCCAUGCCAUUUUUCAUCAUGCAUAGCCGAAAUUUGUUUGUAGUUAAGGUUUUUCUUUUCCUUUUCUGAACUUCUAUUAACAGUUGAUAUAAAGGUUGGAAAGCAAAUAAAUGUAGUGUCAAUGACUUUUCGUUUUCUGCUUGCUGAGUGCAUGAAAAUGAAUAAUGAAAAUGCAAGACAUUAUUUAUAUUGUAAAAAGGGCACAGAAGGUCUUGGGGACCAGAAGGGGAGAUGGUAAGACAGGAAGUGUACCAGUAUAGAUUACUUAAAUCUCCUCAUCGUGUAUGUAAUAUAUUUGAGAUAGAUAUACAUUGCUGAGCUUCUGAUAUAAUUAGAAUUUGAAAUC
This is a messenger RNA of Ricinus communis (castor bean), 1946 nucleotides long. Its product is annotated as pentatricopeptide repeat-containing protein At3g42630. The transcript is spliced from 2 exons. The coding region runs from base 52 to 1335 and encodes 427 amino acids. The record is from RefSeq and is a predicted model, not a curated record. Gene Ontology annotation, molecular function: protein binding. Lineage: Eukaryota; Viridiplantae; Streptophyta; Magnoliopsida; Malpighiales; Euphorbiaceae.